UCUUUUUUUCCACACCCUUAAAAGUUGCUAUUUCUUACUUUAAUAAGUUCGCUCGUAUCUCACAAAUAGGUCGACAUUGGCCACUCUGUCGUUCAAUACUAUUUGAAAUGCAUUCUGCUCUAGCCCAGAACAGUUUCCGCCUUGAACGUAUAUAAUAUUUAAAGCAUGUCGAACCGGAAACUCCCUGCAAUACCCGUUAACGAGGCAUCGGAUGACUCCCUGCAUCAAAAUCUCGGGAAUCUGCAACAAUCACAAGGAAAGAAGCAGAAAAGAAGAAAUGGGUUGCGACGAAGGGGCCAUACAAAAUCCCGUAAGGGUUGCAAGGCAUGCAAAAUCCACCGUAUAAAAUGUGACGAGUUCAAACCCGUUUGUCGGAACUGCAUCAAGUUCAGGCGGGACUGCGAGUUCCCAGAUUCUUCAACCCUCGCGUUGGCGAUAAAUGCUUACGGAGAGGGGCAUCUCCCUGGAACGACAGACAAGGAGUGCAGCGUCUCCUCGUAUCCAGCAUUAGACAGCACCCAUGCCUUGACCUGGACUGCAAAUAUCGAAAAUGAUUGCAGCAUUUGGAGAUCGACAGGAAUAUCACCGUUCCCACAUCUCGCUUUGCCUGCAUCACCAGCCUGGCAUGGUUUUGCCCAGCCAGAUCUUCGCCACCUUCAUCAUAUGGGUCUAGUCUCUUCGACGCUUGAACUUAGCAAAACGAGCAUAUCUGCAAUGAUGGCGACACAUUUGCCAAAGUGUUUGAGGUUAUCGUUCUCUUUUGAUUUCGUGGCCUAUUCUCUGAUGGCGUUCUCGGCCUCACGGCUAGCUUGGAUGACAAAGUCGAUUGAAGCAGACAACAUUGCGUGUCUCUACCAGAAUAUGGCAUACAGAGGGCUUCGGCAGGCUAUUCACUCUUUCUCUCGAAAGAAUGCUGAUGCAGUGCUGGCAUCUUCAUUAUUUUUAUCGCUUCAGUGUCAUGAAUGGCGGAGCUGGGCUGCGGUUAUGGAGGGUAUCAAAUCCAUAGUCACUCUCAUGCAACCGUGGAAAGACGAGUCCGACUUUUCGGACUACCUCGACUCCGGUGCCCCAAUAAGACCCAGCCUUUGGACCGAGCUUACUCCACAGGAUGCUCAUCAUCUCAUUGGCCGUUCCCUAGUGUCUUUAGAGAACUUCAGGCCAUGUCUCAAUGGCAAGCCAGAGCCAGCUAGAGCCGUUCGAGAGCUUCUCAAAUUUCUUGAGAAUCUUCGGACUUGCCCUCCUGGGCCCGCCUCUUCAGACCAAUAUAGGGUUCUUCACCCUCUCAGGAGUUGGCUAUUUUGGCUUCCAUCUGCCGUUGUUGAUCUAUCCAACAAGGACGUGAUUGUAAUGAUCACUUUGGCGCACUUUUUUGCGGUUGCUUUGUCGGUGUCCCCAAUUUUCCCGAAAGUCGAACAAAGCUUUCUUGCAAGUGUUCGCGUGGCGGCAAUCACAAGCAUCCACGAGAACUUGCGAACGACGGGUCUCUUCUGGUGUCGUCCCUGCCGGGAGUUGCAUGACCCCCAGAGAAUGAUGGCUUAUCCGAUGGAGACAGUGGCCACGGUACGUCGCCGUGGAGCUCGAUCUUGCGAUCAGUCACAGGGAGCCAAAUCUACCAACCGUUGAUCUCCACUAACAUAUUAUCCUCGAUAUAAUUACUCAAAAAACCUCACUUAAACUUGGACUUCUUAAUAGCAAAGAAGACGUAA
Messenger RNA from Xylona heveae TC161, 1706 nucleotides. RefSeq lists its product as hypothetical. The record is from RefSeq and is a predicted model, not a curated record. Bases 166 to 1623 code for a protein of 485 amino acids. The transcript is spliced from 5 exons. Lineage: Eukaryota; Fungi; Ascomycota; Xylonomycetes; Xylonales; Xylonaceae. Gene Ontology annotation, molecular function: zinc ion binding; DNA-binding transcription factor activity, RNA polymerase II-specific. Gene Ontology annotation, biological process: regulation of transcription by RNA polymerase II.